Messenger RNA from Didymodactylos carnosus, 3288 nucleotides. Lineage: Eukaryota; Metazoa; Rotifera; Eurotatoria; Philodinida; Philodinidae. The record is from the annotation of a GenBank genome assembly.
AUGGAUCUCAGAGCCCUGGCCCUCCCCUACCCUGUGACUUCUAAGCCCUGGCCCUGCCCUACCCUGCAGGGAGAGAUGAACGAAAUACGAAAAUUAUGUACUGUGAUAACAGGACAAUCGUCGACAUUAACCAAUGAUGAUUAUAUUCAACAUUUAGAUUUAAUUUGGUCACUAUUUAAUUCAGUUACUCCUCUACAUAUUCUUCCAUCAUUAGCAUUAAUUGGACAAUCAAUAUCUUAUUUAUCCUUAGAACAAAUAGAUUUAAUAAUAAAACAUCGAAUAUUUAUAUGUUUAAGACAAUGGUGUGAACGUUUAUUGAAUAUUUGGUUGAUUAACGGGACAUUUAAUGCCGAUGAACAACGUGCUCUAUUCUAUACCUAUCAGGUGUUUAAAUUAUUAACGGAAUGGUUGCAAUCAAAAAAUAGUUUAUAUUCAUCUUUCAAUACAAAUGAAAUUGAGACGAUUAAUGAAUUGUUUCUCGAUGAUAAUUUUUUAUCAACAUUAAAUAGAAUAAUUAAUCAGUUAUGUACAAUAAAUAGUGAAGACACGAUAUCUCAACAAGUGGAAGAUGAAAAAGUUCAAGAACGGAUUGCCAUGAAAUUGUAUGAUAAUAAUCAGCAAACAAUUGAUAAUCGUUCAAAUACCGGACAUUGUAAUGGAAUAAAUCGAAUAUCGAAUGAUAUAGAUCACAAAGAAAUUCAGUCUAUCUCGAUUUCAGCUGAUGAUAUUGAAUUGAAAAGUGUCGAUAAAAAAGUUUCAAAAACCGUAUUAUCCUUAUCAUCACCUAUUGAUAAUCAACGACCAAUAAAUGGUGAUGAUACAUUAGAUCUAUUAUUUCGUGGUGCAAGUAUUUUUGUCACAUUGUACACACAUUUAUUACAAAAUGAUAAUAAUAAUAAUAAUUUACAUUUAAUAACUGAUGCUAUUCUAAAUUGUUUAACAUCAUCAAUAUUUUUACAAUGUGGUUUAAAUUUAAUUAGAAAUAAUUUAGGUGAAAAUAGUGGUACAACAUUGUUCUACUCUUCAACUGUUAAUGAUUAUGAUCGUUAUGGAUCAUUGUUAUCACGUACAAAUAAAACAUCAAUUUUUACAGUAAAAAUUCAAUUUGUUAUUUAUUCAUGUAUUGAUUAUAUUCUAAUGUCAACAAUUGAUUUAAAAUAUUUUUCAAAAAUUCUUCAAAAUAUUCAUAUAAUUUUAAAAGAAUUAUUUAAUACAGUUGAUUCACUAGCUAUAGGUAGUAAAAAUGAUUAUUGGCAUUCUAUAAUGGAUCGUUUAUCUGAAAAUCUUGUUUGUUUACUUGACUGGUGUAUACAACAACAUGCAAUGUUUAAUCUUGAUUUAAUUAUACAUGAAAAUAUUUGUUCAAUAUUAUUAAUUCCAUUUGAACAAUCAUUAAUGACAACAAAUUAUAAAUAUGAACAACAACAAAAAUCAACAUUUUAUUAUAAUCAAACAGUAUUAUCAUAUAUUAUUAAUUUAUUUAAUAUAAUUAGUGUACAAAAUAUAGGCAAACGACAUUUAAGACGAUUAGGUUUAGUUAAAACAAUUUUAAAUGUUCAUAAACAAAUAGGUCCAACAAGUAUGACAUAUGAUAUAAUGAAUUUAUUUUCAAAAUUACUUUCUGAUCAAGAUUUACAUCGAGAAAAUAUUGUUAAACGUGUAAUACGAAUGAUAAAUAUAAAAUUAUUAUAUAUAUUUCAAGAUUUUUUACAUAGUUUAGCAACAACAGAUGAAAUACGUCAAAAUAUUCCAGUUGUUAGAGAUACAGCAUUUGAAUUAAUCGAUCAUAAUUUUACAACACUUUAUGAUCUUAUACCAAAAUUUAAAAAUAUCACAGACUAUUUACAAAUAGUAAAACGUUUUCUUUUACAUACACCUAUGAUCAUUGAAAUGGGAAAAAUGAAUUCAUUAAUUAGUAUUGUUAUUGAUACAAUAUUGAUAUUGUAUGAAUUAGAACCUUAUUCUUCAAAAAUUGAAAAAUUAUUAAAUACGGUAACAAUUGAAAUUAUACGUGAAACAUAUAAAAAUAUUGUCGAUUUUCUGUGGACAUUAUCAUUUACAAUAAAUAGUCAUGAUUUAAUUAGAAAAAGACUAGAAUUCAUUCGUCUACUUCAACUUCAAAACGAGCAAUCAUUAUCACCUAUAAAUAUAUAUUUUGAUGGUAUAUUGUGGAAUUUGAAUAAUGGUAAUCAGAAUGAGCCCAUGAUAGAUGGACAAUCAGAGUAUAAUACUAAUACAUCAGACACAAAUUUGAUUAUGAAUGUGAGUGGUCAGACAAUGGAUACAAAUAUUCGAAUACGUGAUCGUUUAAUACAAGAAAAUUAUAACGUUGAAAUUAUCACGUCAAAAUGUUCUAAUAUUAUUUCAUUUCAAAAUAUAGUCAAUUCUAUUGAUAAAAGUAAUUUGACAAUAAUAUGUGCUAAUAAUGAAAUGAAAAUUGAUAAUUUAUCUCGUUUCUGUGUGAUGUUAAGUCGUUAUUUAAAUAAACCAUUGAUAACAAUUGUUGUUGAAAAUGAUUUUGAUAUUGAGGAUAGCUGGUUAUUAAACACAAUUAACGAAACAAAAAUAACAGCUAAUUUUUCUAAUCAUUUUGAUUUUUCAAAUGAAUUAUUAGUAACUGAAAUAAAUCAGAUAUUAACAGCAAAUAAAACGAAAACACAAAAAAUUAUAACAUUACCAGAUAUUAUUCGAGAUAAACAUCGUCAUAUAACUAUUAAACGACGUUUUACACGAAAAGUAAUUUCAAGACCAGCAUCCGCCUCAGCUCUUCAUAAAACAUUACCAAUAGUGGCAUUUUCAGAUCAUAAAUCAUCCACAAUUAGAGAACGACGACAAGAUAUUCGUUCGUUAUCGGUUAAUUCAGAUACAUAUGAAAUUCAAACAAGUAAUAAUAAAAUUAAUAAUAAAUCAAUAAAGCGAGCAGCUUAUGGUCAACAUCAAACAAUAUCACAAAAUUCCGUUGCAUGUGUAACACAAAAUUAUAUGCUUAGACCUCUAUCUCAAUGGACAGAAUACGAUGUUAUUGAUUGGUGUGAAGCAAAUUCAUUUCAUUGUUUAGAACCAUUGAUCAUACGUUUAAAUGGACAAGCACUCAUUAAUUUAAGUGAAAUAUUGAAUAUUGAACCAGCAGCCAUGUAUCAUAGUUUAAAUGAAGAACUUUUGACGAGAACAGGAGAGAACUUGCCUAUUACAGAGUAUGUUUCAUUGCGGAGCGAGUUACAAAAACUAUUAGCAAAAAGAAUAGUGCGAAAAAAACGUUCAGCAGGAAAAUUUUGUGUCAUUUUAUAG